UACAGGAUCAACUUCUGAAUGAUGGGACACACGACCUUGAACGAAGACUACGAAGUCGACCAAAGAGCCGUCAUUGGGCGUGGCCGCUUCUCCACCGUCAAACUUGCAUUUAGCAGACGACACGGUCGCCAUGUUGCCGCCAAAAUCACUCCACUCUCGCGAGAAAAUGACGACCCAAUCUCUAACGCCUCGCAGGAAUUCCAGAUCCUGUCCAGACUGGAUCACGGAAACAUCAUCGACGUUUAUGAUCACUUCGUGGAGGCGGGGUCCCUCUGGAUUUUCAUGGAGCAUGCGCAGAACGGCGACCUGAGAAAGUUCGUGCACCUGCGCAGACGGCUCUCUAUAAAAUUGGCGCGAAAGUUCUUCAGACAAAUUUUGGACGCAGUGGCGUACAUGCACAGCCAAGACGUGGUUCACAGAGACAUCAAAUGCGAGAAUAUUUUAGUCACAGGAGAUGAGGGUAUAGUGAAACUUUGCGAUAUGGGAUGUGCCGUUUCACUCACCGAGAGGACCGAAUCCGACCCGCCGUCCCAACACCGGGAGGGGAUCUACGGUUCUCCCGCCUACGCCGCACCCGAGGUGUUAGACCGUACGGCCCGGGGGUUGAAGCCGGCCGACGUGUGGUCCACCGGCGUUGUGAUGUUCUUCAUGGUAUGCGGCUACCUGCCGUUUGGCUGCGACGAUGUGCCCAGGAUACGGGCCCGGAUGACCUCGCCUCUCCGCUGGCCUAGACCUUUGAGACAAAUCGAUAAAGACUGUCGUGAGUACGUGGAAUCCAUCUUACAACUGAGACCAGAGGAUAGGCCGACCGCUGCCGAUGCACUACGAGGAACUUGGAUGAAAAAGAACUGAAUAUAACUCGUACCACCAAUGUUGAAUCUCAGUACCUAAACAUGUCCGUGUUAAACUGUUCAUUAGUGCACUGUUCGCAUUGGGAUGGGGAAUUUCAAUUUUCGGUGUGCACAUGACAUGAACUUGAAUGCAAAGUUAGAGAUGUCCGUUUUGUUAAAUGCCAUAAACUUUCAUCCAAUGAGCGCACAUCAUGCAUCAAAUGGUUUUAUGUUUUACUAAUACCAUGUAAAACUUUUUAUAUAAAAGCUUAAGUUUUUUGCGGUUAAAGGUCCGCAUAGUUAACAAUAAAUAAGCAACCUAUGCAUAGGUUGCUUAUUUAUUGUUAACUUUACUUCAGGUAGUUUUUGAAGGCCCACUAGAGAGUUUCGGAAAGUCAAUACCUGACAAUCCAUUGACGUAACCAGGAACACUUUCGUUUUUUUAUUCAGAGUUAACUGAGAUAAAUGUCUAAAAAAACUCAGAACACUACAAAGCCAAACUUGGACCAAAAGCCAAGCUUGGACCAUAUUUUCAGUUAAAAUUGAACGUAUUUUUUGGCUCUUGCCCUUUAUGAUUUGAAGAAAAAGAAAGACAGCACAUAUCCUGAAAACAAAUUGUGUAAUGCAUUUAUCGAAAUAACAAAAGGUAAAAUAACCUUUCUUUUGCAAAAUCUCUGUGUGAACUCUUUAUAAACAAAUAUUGCUACGUAACCCCAAAUUUAAAUGCGUUCUCAUGGGCAAGAGUAGAUUCUUUA
Molecule: messenger RNA, 1585 nt
Organism: Patiria miniata (bat star)
Lineage: Eukaryota; Metazoa; Echinodermata; Asteroidea; Valvatida; Asterinidae
Product: testis-specific serine/threonine-protein kinase 3-like
Exons: 1
Coding region: 19-852 (277 amino acids)
Biological process (GO): protein phosphorylation; intracellular signal transduction
Cellular component (GO): cytoplasm
Molecular function (GO): ATP binding; protein serine/threonine kinase activity
Source: RefSeq, a predicted model, not a curated record